UCCCUUCUCUCUCACAGACACUGCCUUGACCGUGCUUUCUCUCUCAUCUGUCUCUUUCUUUACUUUCUCUCUCAUCCUUCAGUUUUUGGUAGAGAAAACCACUCUUUGAAAUCACUUCUUCUCUUUUACUCUUUUAUUUAUUUAUUUUUAUUUAUUUUUUCUUUUUUUGUAUUUGUACUGACUGACAUUCUCAGUCAGUCCGAUUGUGGUACCAGCUUACUCUAAAAUUGUUUGUCAGUGGGGUUUUUUUUUCGGGUUCAUCUUACUUAGUUUCCCCACUUGAUUGUUGUUUGCUUUUGUGGGUUUUGUUUCUCUCUUGGGGAGGAUCUAGUACGGAUUGCUUUUUGAUGUGUGGGUUGAGGUUUGAAUUUGUUUGGUUUGGGUGCUUUUGUGGGAAGUUUGAUUGAGGGGUCGGAGGGGGGUUUUGAUUUUGAGGGAUUUUGGGCUUAAACCCUAAAAGUACUCUGUAUAUGAGAGGAUGGAUAUUGGGUUGGUUUGAUUUUGGGGUGGGGGAGAUGGGAGAGUGCGGUGGGGUUGUGAGUGAUUGCGUCGGGUUUAGGCAGCGGAGGAAUCUUCUUAAUGUUAUCGGUUGAGAGUUAUGAGUUUCAGGCAGGGUUCUUGUCCUGUCGAUUAGGGUUUUACUAUUCUUUUUAUUUUGAUUUUUUUUGUGGUGUGUGUGUGUGUUUUGAGUCUGUUUUUAGCAUAGGGGGAAGCUUGAUAUGAAGCUUUCAACAUCAGGGUUUGGUCAGCAGGAUCACGAAGGAGGGGAAAAGAAAUGCUUGAAUUCAGAGCUAUGGCAUGCAUGCGCGGGGCCCCUUGUGUCCCUCCCAACUGCUGGGACUCGGGUUGUCUACUUCCCUCAGGGUCACAGCGAACAGGUUGCUGCCACGACGAACAAAGAAGUUGAUGGCCAUAUACCGAAUUACCCGAACCUACCUCCCCAGUUGAUAUGUCAACUUCACAACGUUACAAUGCACGCAGAUGUGGAGACGGAUGAAGUAUAUGCGCAGAUGACAUUACAACCAUUGACUGCACAAGAACAAAAGGAUACGUUUCUACCCAUGGAAUUGGGGAUUCCAAGUAGACAGCCAACAAAUUACUUUUGCAAGACGUUGACAGCAAGUGAUACAAGCACUCAUGGAGGAUUUUCUGUACCUCGUCGUGCUGCUGAGAAAGUUUUUCCUCCACUGGAUUUCUCACAACAGCCACCGGCACAAGAGCUGAUUGCGAAAGACCUUCAUGACAUCGAAUGGAAGUUUAGGCAUAUUUUUCGAGGACAGCCAAAACGACAUCUUCUUACAACUGGUUGGAGUGUGUUCGUUAGUGCCAAAAGAUUGGUAGCUGGGGAUUCGGUUCUCUUUAUAUGGAAUGAAAAAAAUCAGCUUCUUUUGGGUAUACGCCGUGCCACAAGACCACAAACUGUGAUGCCUUCUUCUGUUUUAUCAAGUGAUAGCAUGCACAUUGGACUCCUUGCUGCUGCAGCUCAUGCUGCUGCAACAAAUAGCUGUUUCACAGUGUUUUACAACCCCAGGGCUAGCCCAUCAGAGUUUGUCAUCCCUUUGACAAAAUAUGUUAAAGCUGUAUUUCAUACCCGCGUUUCAGUAGGAAUGCGUUUUCGGAUGCUUUUUGAGACUGAAGAGUCAAGCGUUCGAAGGUACAUGGGUACUAUAACUGGAAUAAGUGAUCUUGACCCUGUUCGCUGGCCGAAUUCUCAUUGGCGUUCUGUCAAGGUUGGGUGGGAUGAGUCAACAGCUGGAGAGAGGCAGCCAAGGGUAUCGUUGUGGGAAAUCGAGCCUUUGACUACAUUUCCUAUGUAUCCGUCUCUGUUUCCACUUAGACUGAAACGUCCAUGGCAUCCUGGAGUGUCUUCUGUUCAUGAUAACAGAGAGGAUGCAUCAAAUGGCUUAAUGUGGCUCCGGGGAGGAGUUGGGGAACAGGGUCUACACUCACUGAAUUUGCAAUCUGUGAGCUCUCUGCCCUGGUUGCAGCAGAGACUUGAUUCUUCUAUGUUUGGAAAUGAUCAUAAUCAACAGUAUCAAGCCAUGUUGGCUGCUGGAAUGCCCAACCUUGGAGGUGUUGAUAUGCUGAGGCAGCAAAUUAUGCAUCUUCAACAACCUUUCCAAUAUAUUCCACAGGCAGGCUUCCAUAACUCUCUAUUGCAAAUGCAGCAGCAGCAACAACAGCAGCAGCAGCAGCAGCAGCAGCAAUUGGUUCAGCACUCUAUGCCUCAAAACAUUCUGCAGGCACCAAGCCAAGUUAUGGCAGAAAAUCUACCUCAGCACAUUCUUCAGCAAACUCUACAAAAUCAACCUGAGGAUCUGCCAAACCAACAGCAGCAUACUUAUCAUGAUACCAUUCAGGUUCAAAGCAAUCAAUUUCAUCAGGGUGGGCAUUCAAAUGUGCCAUCACCCACAUUUCCCAGAACAGACCUUAUGGAUUCCAACACUAGUUACUCCGAAUCCAUUACCUCUAGAAGAAAUAUUCUUGCUUCAUCAUGUGCUGAGGGGACAGGAAAUCUCUCCACCAUCUACAGAAGUGGGCAGUCAAUCCUAACUGAGCACUUACCUCAACAAUCUCCUGUUUCUAAGAAUGCUCAUUCACAAGUUGACGCUCACCCAAACUCUAUGUCAUUUCCACCUUUUUCUGGUAGAGACUCAAUUUUGGAGCUGAGAAAUUGCAAUUCAGAUUCUCCAAGUCCUACACUUUUUGGUGUAAAUAUUGAUUCAUCUGGACUUCUACUUCCUUCUAAUGUGCCCACUUACACUUCUCCAUCAAUUGGUCCUGAUUCAUCCUCAAUGCCACUGGGAGAUUCUGGAUUUCAGAAUUCUCUUUACAGUUGUGUCCAAGACUCUUCUGAGUUGUUGCACAACUCAGGGCAAGUUGAUCCAUCAAAUCCAACUCGGACAUUUGUAAAGGUUUACAAAACCGGGUCUGUUGGGCGCUCACUAGACAUCUCUCGGUUCAGCAGCUAUCAGGAGCUGCGAGAGGAACUGGCUCAGAUGUUUGGAAUCGAGGGACAGUUGGUGGAAGACCCUCGUAGAUCAGGCUGGCAGCUUGUAUUUGUCGACAGGGAGAAUGAUGUACUUCUCCUUGGAGAUGACCCUUGGGAGGCAUUUGUCAAUAAUGUCGGGUUUAUCAAGAUACUUUCUCCCGAGGACUUUCAGAAACUAGGGGAACAGGCGAUCGAGUCCUUUAACCCUAUCGUUGGUCAGCGACUUACCAGUGGUGGCAAUGAAGCUGGAAAUGUUUCGGGAUUACCGUCUGUUGGUUCGCUAGAGUAUUGAAACUUGUAAGGGAGUUGUUUUGCAAGGUUCGAGAGACGUUUACUACGGAACUUGCAAUUAAACUAGAUAUGCAGUUGGAAUGCCUUCAAAUUAGAUCAGUGUGUGUAAACUGUUUUGUAUUCAUAAUUCCUUUUGCUUAUAAGUACUCUAAAACAAUUAUGAUUUCCAAAGAUUGUGGUUAAAAUACAUGUACGUGGUUUACUUAGAUAAGAAAUAUAACACGUUGAACAUUUUUAGCAUUCA
Messenger RNA from Cucumis sativus (cucumber), 3527 nucleotides. Its product is annotated as auxin response factor 8. The coding region runs from base 720 to 3284 and encodes 854 amino acids. The record is from RefSeq and is a predicted model, not a curated record. Lineage: Eukaryota; Viridiplantae; Streptophyta; Magnoliopsida; Cucurbitales; Cucurbitaceae. Gene Ontology annotation, biological process: regulation of DNA-templated transcription; response to hormone. Gene Ontology annotation, cellular component: nucleus. Gene Ontology annotation, molecular function: protein binding; DNA binding. The transcript has 14 exons.